CGGGUGCACAUUAGCCAUCAGGCCCCAACCAAUCGAAAACCAUUCUCUCAGAGCGUCUCUUCGUCUUUUGAGAGCCAUCAUCAUGGCUACGUCCCACACCUCCCCCUCCUCCCCAGCUGCUGCUGCUGCUGCUUCAUCUCCUUCCUCGAGGCGAAGAACCAACGCUCCUCCACGGAGACCACGACCCUCCUCCGAAUCUCCACCGAGGAAGAUGAGAUCAAUCGCCGAGAUAAUGGCGGUGACCGCGCCCGCCGCUGAUCAGGUGCAAGACGACGUCUACGGUGGCGACGUCACCUGCGACGGUGGCGGCCGGUACGGUGACGUCGCCUGCGAGAAAUGCGGGUCGGGAGAAAGAGACGACGAGCUUCUCCUCUGCGACAUGUGCGACAGAGGGUUCCAUAUGCGAUGCCUUAGGCCGAUCGUGGUUCGUGUCCCUAUCGGACAAUGGUUUUGUGUCGAUUGUUCCGACCAACGACCUGUGAGAUGUUAUUCUCAGCGGAAGAUUAUGCAUUUCUUCCGGAUUGAGAAGUCAAUCGAUGGAACAGAGAAACCAGAGUUGAGUCAAGAAGAGACAACAAAGCACAAGAGACGAUCUCGCCCUUUGACUAUGACGAAGAGAAAGAGAAGACUGUUACCUUUUGUUCCAGCGAAAGAUCCUCUUCAAAGGGAUGCACAGCUCAGAACACUUGCAUCCGCUUUAACAAGCUUGAACAUGAAAUACAGCAACGAGUUAACUUAUGUCCCAGGGAUGGCUCCUCGCUCUGCUAAUCAAUCCAUGUUCGAGAUAGGUGGCGUGCAGGUGCUUCCAAAAGAAGAUUUCGAGACAUUGGAACAGUCUCGAGCUAUGAAUCGACGAGGAGAAUACCCUCCUCUUGUUGUCGUCGAAGAUCAGUUUCAAGGUUUCACAGUUGAAGCAGACGGUCCAAUUAAGGACUUCACAUUGAUAGCUGAAUAUGCAGGAGAUGUUGACUACUUAAAGAACCGUGAGAAGGACGAUUGUGACAGCAUUAUGACUCUCCUCUUAUCUGAAGAUCCAUCGAAAUCUCUUGUUAUUUGCCCUGACAAGUAUGGAAACAUAUCUCGCUUCAUCAGUGGCAUCAACAAUCACAAUAGGUAUGGUAAGAAGAAGCAGAACUGUAAAUGCGUGAGGUAUAGCAUCAACGGCGAAGUUCGGGUUCUUAUAGUGGCUACACGCGAUAUCGCGAAAGGGGAGAGGCUUUACUAUGACUACAAUGGUUAUGAACAUGAGUAUCCUACUCAUCACUUCCUAUGAUCAUCUCUCUCACUUCAGACAGUUUGACAGAGUCUCUGAAAUAAUUCAAUAGGGUUUUUAUACAGGCCAAUUAAAAAGGGUAUAGAUCUGAAUUGUAUGGUCAUUGGAGAGGUUAAUCAUUCUUAACUAUGAAGUUAGUGAUAGACUAAUUCUAUCUUCUUUGGCAGAACUUUUGUUUGGUUUAAAAAUGAAAAUUUUAACUUCUUUUCUAUGUU
Molecule: messenger RNA, 1488 nt
Organism: Raphanus sativus (radish)
Lineage: Eukaryota; Viridiplantae; Streptophyta; Magnoliopsida; Brassicales; Brassicaceae
Product: histone-lysine N-methyltransferase ATXR5-like
Exons: 6
Coding region: 83-1273 (396 amino acids)
Molecular function (GO): protein binding
Source: RefSeq, a predicted model, not a curated record